AUGGAUAGCUUAUAUGGUGAUUUACCUCCUCCAAUAUCUAGUAAAAAUUUAGGAAAGAAUGAAAACAUAAAUACUUUAAGUAAACAAAAAAAUUAUAUUGAAAUAAAUAAAAAUAUAAUAACCCCUGUGGUUGUCCAAAAAAAAAUUGCAAAUAUAAAAAAUUUAAACAAAAACAUAGAUCAUAAAAAUUCUGAAAAUGAAAAUGAUAUAAAUAAUUUAAAUAGUGAACUUAAAAAUAAUAACGAAACAACGAAAAAUGUUAAAGUGGACAAUAAACAUUUAAAUAAUCAAAAUUUAAAAAAUGAUACGAAAAUAGAAAUAAUAAAUAUAAAUAAAUCAAUUCAAGACGAUUUAAAAAAAAUAAGUGAUAGAUUAAAUAAAAUACAACAGUGUAAUAAAAAUGAACAUACAUUAAGUAGUAAUGUAAAUAAUGAAGAAAAAUCUAAUACAAAUAUAGAAAUAAAUUUUAAGAAUAAAAUUAAUGAAAGAAUAACAAAUAAUUUAAGUGAAAAUAAUAUAACAAAUAAUUAUAUUAAAAAUGAAUUAUAUGACAAAUAUUUCAUUACAAAUGUAAAUGAAGAUUAUGAUCCUAACAAACCUAAUGACUUAAACAAAAUAAUAAAGGAAAGAAAAAGGAAGAAGCUUAUUAUGCUAGCUGAGAAAAAGAAAAAACAAGAAAUAGAUCAAAUAGAAGAAACGAAAGAAAAAGACAAAAAAACAUUAAAAGAUUUUGAAAACAAUAAAAUAUAUAGAUAUAAUGGAAGUAAUACAAGUGAGUAUUUAUUUGAAAUGGAAGAAAAACAAAAAUAUAAAAAAAAUUAUAUAAAAAAUGAAUUAAAAGAUGAAAAAAAGAAUGAAGAGGAGGAAUACAAAAAAUGGGAAAGAAAAAAUAAAAAAGGACAAAGUUAUAGUGAAAGUGAAGAUGAAUUAAAAGAUAGAAACGAGGAAAAGAUAAGAAAAAAAACUAAACAAAAUACAUAUGAUGAUAAUAUAUUAAAUGUAAAAGGUGAAAAUGGUGAUUUGUUGAAUAAAAAUAAAGAAAAAACAAAUAAUUUAAAUGAUAUUAAAAAAGAAGAAACAACUGUAAAAAAAGAUUUUGCUACAAGAAUGAUGGAAAAAAUGGGAUGGAAAAAAGGUGAAGGGUUAGGAAAAGAUAAACAGGGAAUUAAAGCUCCAUUAAUUUUACAAAAGGUUGAUAAAAGAAGUGGUGUUAUAAUACAAGCACCUUUAAUUUUAAAAAAUAAUGAUUUAAAAAAUGAAAGUAAUCCUUGUGAAAAUAAAUAUUCUUCAUACGCAAUUAAUAAUAGUUGUACUAGAAUUAUUGUUUUAACUAAUAUGGUGACAGUUGAUGAAAUUGAUGAUACAUUAAAAGAUGAAAUUGAAGAGGAAGCAUCAAAAUUUGGUAAUUUAUUAAAUAUAAAUAUUGUUGUUGAUAAAAAUUCUCAAGAUGCCCUUGCUGUUAAAAUAUUUUGUGAAUAUGAAUCAAAAGAACAAGCUAAAAAUGCAAUGAAUACUUUUAAUGGUAGAAUAUUUGCUGGUAGAAAAGUAGAUGCUUCUUUUGUAAAUGAAAAUGAAUAUUAUUCAAAUAAUAAAAAAAAUUAA
Messenger RNA from Plasmodium gallinaceum, 1602 nucleotides. RefSeq names its product RNA-binding protein, putative. The coding region runs from base 1 to 1602 and encodes 533 amino acids. The transcript has a single exon. Gene Ontology annotation, molecular function: RNA binding. Gene Ontology annotation, biological process: mRNA cis splicing, via spliceosome. Lineage: Eukaryota; Apicomplexa; Aconoidasida; Haemosporida; Plasmodiidae. The record is from RefSeq and is a predicted model, not a curated record. Gene Ontology annotation, cellular component: precatalytic spliceosome.